AUGUUUGGUGGCGGGAAUUGGAGUGGCUUUGGGGAUUACUUGGGGGCAAAGACUCGCAAAGUUCAGCAGCAACUUCAGAACUCCCUAGCUUCAGAGCGCGCACGCGAAAGCAGCAGCAGCGGCAGCAGCAGCAGCAGCAGGGAGCUGCGUUGGUGGAACAGAUAUGUGCAGCAGCCCUCAUCUCUCUUUUCCUCCUUCACCUUUUACAUAGACGGCCUGCAACGCCUCCAGGGUUACGAGUUAAUCUCCACAGGCUACAGCGAGGCUACUGAUGCAGGCAUAGGCCCCAGAGGCCCCUUACGGGGGCCUAGGGGGGGCCCCCCAGGGGCCCCCCCGACGAGCGCGGCUGGAAACUUCAGUGGCCCUUCUGCAAAAGGGAAGUUGGAAGGUUCGCCAUGGAGCUUCUCAGGCGUCUCAGCAGGGGGCCCCUCAAGGAACCCUCCGGGGGGCCCCUCAGGGGACCCCCCAAAGGGCCCCUCAGGGGGCCCCCCAAAGGGCCCCUCAGCGGGCCCCUGCGUGAAUGAGUACGUGGUAGACGCUGUGCAGCUGAAGAGGGUUUUAGUGGCUCACGGGGGAAGCAUUUCGAUCAUGACGGGCAAAGGGGUCACUCACGUGUUGGUUGACAAUCUCGCGCUGGGCAACCAGAAGUGGAGAAAGCUGCGGGACAGAGGGGGCUGGGCGCGGAGCUACGUGGUGGUGCGCUGCUCGUGGGUCUUCUCUUGCAUUGCAGCAAAACGACUUUUGUCUCCUGCGCUCUUCAAGCCCACGGGUCUCCAGCUUGCAAACCAGCACUUGCUGCUGCAGCGCUGGGCUGUUGCUGCUGGAGGCCGCCAGCCACAGCAAGGGGUGGCCCCGGGCCAAGCAGCAGAGGUUCUGGGCCAGCCUGUGGGAUCUGCUGCUGCACUUGAUCAGCAGGAGGCUCAGGGAGAGCCCGGAGUUGCUGCAGCAGCAGAAAUGGGGCGGACUGGGGACUCCGGAAGAGUCAAUGAAACAGUUGCGGGGAGGCCCGCAAGUGCAGCAGCAGCAGCGGUGGCGGCAACAGCUGCCGCUGCUGCCACUGAAGGAGAUGGGCUGCUGCUCGAGCUUGAAUCCAGCAGCGACGAAGAGCAGCAGCAGCAGCAGCAGCAAGGCCAACCCCAUCCAAAGAAGAUUCGAACUGAGGUUUCUUACUCUGUAGCCGAUUUGGCAGUUCCUGUUUCUGCUGCAGUAGAUAUUGCUGCUGCUGCAGGCGCCGUUGCCGCAGCUGGGGCUGCUGCUGCUGCACCAUUUGCUGGAGCAGCAGCUGCUUGCGCUACUGUAGCUAUGCCAGGGCAAGCAACUGCAAGCUCCUCAUCGGCUGCUGCGGCGCGACCUGCAGCAGCCGUAAAUACUUCGGAAAAAUCAAAUACUCUGGCAGGAGCGCACGGCAUUACAGCAGCAACAGUAACAGCGGCGCAAGAUGCAGCAGCAGCACAGGACACACCAGCAAGCGCAUUACUGGCUUCAAGCGCAUUGUGCAUCCCCACAGCAGCUCCAGCAGCUCCAACAGCAGCAGCUGCUGCUGCAGGAGUUUCCCGAUCAGUAGCAGAACGAACGGAGAUCGCCUCAUCGGCGGGAGAACUCACAGCAGCAGGAGUGGCAGCAGCAGGAGCCGCACAAACAGGAGCCGCAGCAGCAGGAGCCACGGUUGCAGGAGCCGCAGUGGGAGCCGCUUCAGGCGUAUCAAGUGGUGAGGGCAAUAGAGGUACCGUUGACUGCCGGCGUCCCGAUUUUGUCUCUUCGUUUUUUGAACAUUCUCGCCUCCACUUCAUUGGGGCCUGGCAGAACCGCUGUGCCUCCAUGCUAUCGCGUCUGCUGCACAGCAGCAGCAGCAGCAGUAGAGGGCCCCAGCAGCAAGUUGUACUUCGGUGGGUAGACGCGUCAAUCACCAGCAAGGAGCUGGAACCGCUGCUGCUCCCGCUGGGCUUGACACUAUCACAUGAAAGCGAUUUUGCUGAUGCUGCUGCUGCUGCCCACUCUCCGUUGCUUCUGCGUUCACCCAACGCAAGGACAGCAGCAGCAGGAGGAGCAACAGCACUUCCUGGAGCAGCGGCAACGACGACUGCAGCAGAAGGGAGGUGGAUUCUGCACGUUGAUUUCGAUGCUUUCUUUGUCUCCGUGGCCCUGCUUAAGCAUCCCCACCUGAAGGACAAACCGGUAGCAGUAUGUCACUCAAGAGGGCAUCGAACAUUUGCUGAGCCUACACCGGCAGCUGUAGCAGCAGCUGCAGGGAAGGCGCCCGCGGCAGGCGCAGCAGCAGCAGCAGCGGUAGGUGCAGGUGGUCGUGGCAGGGGUACGUCUGAGAUAGCCAGUUGCAACUACAUCGCGCGAUCGCAAGGCGUGCAGAAGGGCAUGUGGCUGCGGCCGGCGCUAGAUCGCUGUCCUUCUUUGGUGCUUCUUCCUUAUGAUUUCGAAGGCAUAGAAAGAGCAAGUGAAGGCCUUUUUCAGGCAGCUCUGUCUUUGUCGCACAGACUCGCGCCGCUUUCCUGCGAUGAGACUUUCAUUCAGAUUUGCUUUCCGCUGCUAACCCAAGCAGAAGGGGCCCUUGCCACUCAGCUUACAAGCAGCAGCAGCAUUAGCUCAAACCAGAAUGCCGCCAGUAGCAGCUCUAGCAACGAAACUACCGAUCACAGCUGCUGCAGGAGCAGCAACAGCGCAAGCAGUGGCAGCGACUAUAACAAUACUGGCAGCAGCAACAACGACAGUAGCAACAGGGUAGACGAAGCUGAGAUCGUGGCGGAUGUUUGCAUGUCGUUAAGAAAAGCCAUAAUUGGAAUCACUGGCUGCAACGUUUCGGUGGGAGCUGGCUGCAACUGUCUUCUGGCAAAACUGGCGACGGCUGCAGCAAAGCCGUCAGUGGAAGCUGCUGAUGCGUCAAAAGGUUCUAGUGCAGCACGAGCUGAAACGGCAGCAGUGAUUCAGCGGGAAGGUGUAUGCGUGGUGAAACCGGGAGCAGCAAGUGCAGCAGCAUUUGUGGGGCGGCUGCUGUUGCGCCAAGUGCCGGGUGUAGGGCCCACAGUGGCGUCAAAAGUUGCUGCUGCAGCACGAGCAGCAGGAGUAAAUGUCAAGACCUGCACUGACAUCCAGACACAGGGCAAGGACUCGCUGCAGCUGCUGCAGACUGCGCUUGGUCGAAAGAGAGGGGCUCAGCUGUGGUGGCUCUGUCACGGAGUAGAUGUGCGACCGCCUCCUGCUGCUCUCCCUGCAGUUCCUGGGUUGGGUAAUUCUGCUGCUGCAGCGGGACCAAGUGCCGGGACCACAGCAGGAGCAUCAGCAGCCGGAGGCAGCGGUGUACCGGCAAGUGGGUCGCUAAGCAUUUCUGUGAACUGGGGGAUUCGUCUGCAACAAGAGGCAGACGCACUGAGCCUUCUCAAGCAAAUGGCCCUUGAAGGCCACAAGCGACUCAAAGCAAGCAGAUUAUACAGUGCCAAGAUCUCCGCUAAGAUACUUUACCGCCGGCCAGGGGCCCCCGUGGAUACGGUGAAGUUCUUGGGCUGUGGAAUAUGCGACUCGGCAAGGGGAUCGCGUGUCAUUGGCAGCCGGAGCAGCGGAGGCAGCAAAAGAACUAGGAGCGACGGGUUUGGGGUACAAUCGGCAGAAGACUUGUACACAGAGCUGGAGGCGUUGUGGAGAGAGAGUCUCAGCGAUGUGUGCCCACUGGAAGACUACCGCGGGAUUACGCUGCUGCUGCAGCAGCUGCGGACGGAGCAGCAGGAAGGAGCACUGAGGCAACAGCAGCAACACCUUCAGCGGAAUCUCUUGAGCGUAGCUUUCUCAAGCAUCAACAGCAGCAGCCACGACCCCAGUAGCAACAUUUGCAGCAGCAACUCAAUCAACGGUACUGGCAAGAGCAGUAGCAGCAACAGGAUCAAUACAUACAGCGGCACUGGCAAGAGUAACAGCAGCAGCAGCAGCAGCAGCAGCAGCACGCCAGAGCCAUGCUUCAUAGUCGUAGAAUCAGUGGAGCAGCCCGAAGGUGAGUCGCCUUCACAAAGCCAGACACCGCAGCAGGACCAGCAACAAUGUCCAAAGCAGAUGCAAAGGCACCAGGAAUGCCAGCAUCGAGACCUGGCGCAGAAAGAACAGGUGCAACAGGAGGCCCCGGGUGGGUCCGUCACCAAGGCAGUUCCAACUGCGCCUUUUGAUGGCUGCUUCAUAGUUGACAGCGGAAGCAGCAGUGACAGUGAAAGAGGCAGCAGCAGACAAGAGGCAAGAACACCUGUGCUUGCGACCCCAUCUCGGACUGCGGCUGCCACAAAACCACAAAAUGCCCAGCAGUCCUCAGGAAACAGUUCAGCCACGGCCGACUCUGCAGCUGCAGUAUCUGCAGCUGCUGCAGCUGCUGUGUUUGCUGCUAGCGGCCUCAAAACGCCGGCGCAAACCCCAAAGAGACCUCGUGGAAGCCCGGAGGCAGGUCAAUUACAGCAGAGCGCGCAGCAGCAACAGCAGUGGGGCGCACGCACACCUGACAGCCAGGCAUCAACUCCCCGUUUGAAAACCAUGAAAUUAAACAGGAGCCACCGCAUGCAAACAGCGCAAACUCCAGCAAGUGAGAGGAUCGGCGGCAGACGCCUUCAAAGAAGCAAGAAGGCACUACUCGAAGCAACAGCAGCGACACCCAGAAUGUCUGGAGCAGCAGCAGCAGCAGCAGCAGCACCUGCUGCUCCUGCAUCGCCUGUUGCUGGCGCUGGAAGGUCGCCCAUGUCAACCCAACGAAGCCUUGUAGAAUAUCUGCCGAACAGCGGAAAGGCCUCCCGGCGCGCUUCAAGCUGUGCUCAUCCGAAGCAGCAGCGGCAGCAGCAGCAGCAGCAGCAGCAGCAACCUGGCAGCAGCUCCAUAGGAAGGGCCCAGGCCCGUGACGCGGUUUUUGCUGCUGCUGUCAGUCGCGCAGCUAGCAGCGCUCUGCCGAAUGUCGUAUCUCUACUGACGCAGAAUCCAGACGGCUGCAGCAGCAGCGGAGGAAACAGCCCGGGCCACUCCAAGCUCGACCUAGCGAAAGAGCAGAAAGGAAAGCAGGACGGCGACUGCUGCUGCGCUGCUUCUGGCAGCAGCAACUGUUGCUGCUCUCCUGAGGGAUGUGUUGCCCAAUGCAUGUCACUUGUAUGUCCUCCUAAUGGUCGUAAGUUCCGUCCGCCGCUGCCGUUCCGCAUUGCUGCUGCAGCUCAGCCAGUGAUGCAGCUUCUGCUGCAUCAUGCUGCUGCGAAGGGCGCCGCCGCUGCUUGCCGUCGAGGUACAACAGCCUUGGUCGUAACUGCAGUGUCAGCGCGCAUCACUGCUGCUGCUACCAACAGCAGCAGCAAUCCCGGUCCUGCAUGUACUCAACACACGCAGCAAUUGUCAGCUUCUGAUACAGCUGGGCCUACUGAUUCGCCUCCUCCUACACCAAGCGCUGCCUCAAACUCUCCAACAGCUGCUGCUGCGGCCGCAGAAACUAAGCCGUCUUCGGCCAAUCCAGCUGCCACCGCCUCCAGCCCGGCGCAGGAGACCUCUUUAAGAAAAGAGGAUUCCGAUCGGGAGGCCUCUGCCAUUGAGGAAGAGUCGGAGGCCCGUGCGAAUGACGGGGACGCGGAGCCGCCGGCCGGAGCAGAAGGGGCUUACUGGGAGUGUUUGGCUGAUGCCCUCGAGGGAUUUUCAGGAGCUCUUCUCCUGAUUUUUGAGCGAUUGGGGGCCGUAGGGGCUCAUGAAGAGAGGCAGCUGCUCUUCAGAGCGCUGCAGCGACUGCUGCAAACUCCGGAAGCGCGGGCUACUGUGGCUGGGGCUGCAGCAGAUGAUGCAGCAACUAGGCAAACUGGUAGAUGGAGGGUAGCCCCGCAGGGCCACCCAUUUUCCCUUGCUUUGCUGUUGUUGAAACUGUUGGCCUGUCCAGCAGGCCGACUUGUGUGGCCUCUGCUGCUGCACCGUGCAAGAGACAUAGUUUGUUUUUCGUGA
Molecule: messenger RNA, 5946 nt
Organism: Eimeria tenella
Lineage: Eukaryota; Apicomplexa; Conoidasida; Eucoccidiorida; Eimeriidae
Product: ImpB/MucB/SamB family domain-containing protein, putative
Exons: 8
Coding region: 1-5946 (1981 amino acids)
Biological process (GO): error-free translesion synthesis; error-prone translesion synthesis
Cellular component (GO): nucleus
Molecular function (GO): damaged DNA binding; deoxycytidyl transferase activity; DNA-directed DNA polymerase activity
Source: RefSeq, a predicted model, not a curated record